CAACACCCCCCCCCCCCAAUCGCCAUCUUCUAGCUAGCAGGUCUGAGUGUUAAGCACCGUAGCACGGAUCAUUUCUGUCAUAUUUGUUGCUUGUACUAUAUUAUACAAUGAGUGACAUUGAGGAUGGAAACUAUGAGGGACGGGAGUCUCGCUCCCCAUCUAAAUCGGACCAUGGAAGUCCAGCUCGGGUCAAGUCGGAGAGCAGGUCCGGCUCCCCGAGUCCUUCCCGGGCCUCCAAACGCUCUGAGUCCAGAUCCCGUUCUCGUUCAGAAUCUAGGUCUCACUCUCGGCGGCACUCAAACCGCCGCUACAGCCGUUCACGCUCUCGUUCCCAUUCCCACCGGAAGAGGUCCCGUUCCCGUUCCUACAGCCCUGAAUAUCGCCGCAGGAGGAGCCAGAGCACCUCUCCCAUGUCCAACCGGCGCCGCCACACUGGCAGCAGGAGCCAUGACUUCACAAAAGAAACAUACAGUCAUGGCGGUGAUGCCGAUGCCAGGGCGAACCCUGACCCCAACACAUGUUUGGGAGUGUUUGGCUUGAGCCUGUACACCACAGAGCGUGACCUGAGGGAGGUUUUCUCCCGCUACGGUCCUCUAGCCGGGGUGAACGUGGUCUACGACCAGCGCACCGGUCGCUCCCGUGGCUUUGCCUUUGUUUACUUCGAAAGAAUUGAGGACUCCAAAGAGGCAAUGGAGCGAGCCAACGGCAUGGAGCUGGAUGGGAGGCGCAUCAGAGUGGAUUAUUCCAUUACCAAGCGUCCCCACACCCCCACGCCAGGAAUCUACAUGGGCCGACCAACACAUAAUGGUGGCGGCAGCAGCAGUGGGGGCAGAAGGGGGAGAGACUCUUACUAUGAUCGUGGCUAUGACCGCUAUGACAGAUACGACGAGUAUGACUACAGGUAUAGUCGCAGGCGCUCUCCGUCACCCUACUACAGUCGAUACAGGUCUCGCUCACGGUCUCGCUCAUACAGCCCACGACGAUACUGAGCUGCUUCCUCCAACAUUCAGAUUCUCUUCCUUCAUUACUGGUGUCGGAUUCAUCAAGCUGUUUCAGAGGGGAACAUUUUGAGAUAGCGAGUCUUUAUCAACAGCGAGAACUCUUAAGUUUGUGAUAAGAAGUGUUGUUUACAUGCAGUAGAUGUCUUAAUUUUUAGACUUUUUAAUGCAUCUAUGUUGAGUGUGAGCAAGUGACCGGUCAACUGAUGGUUAACUUGUUGCUUGGUUGCUAGACUUGCAUCCUUCCUUCCCUCUCCAUUUUCUUACGCAGUGAUUUUGUAGUGAUGGUUAAUGAACAGUGUUCUCUUAAUCUAUUCCCUUGGCCUGUAAUAUAGCCUUUGUCAUUACCGGGAAGGAAAGAUGCAGGACAACCAGGCUUAGGGAUGCAGUAGCUUACACUAUUAAUGUAAAUAAUGGUGACACUUCAUUUUACAACCUGCAUUAGGCAGGUGUAACAAAGAAAAUAUGAAAACUCUGUGUGUGAAUUGUAUGAUUAUAAUCAGGUUAAAUUGUGUUUCCUAGUGCCUAGUGUAACUCAGUUUCCUGGUAAGUACUAAGUAAAAAUUGGGCUGUAAAUUGAAGUGUCACCAAAAAUCAGUUGUCGGGUCUCUGCUCACCUGAGUCACUUUUUUGGUGGAGGAAGUCAACAUUUGAGUACCUCUACACAAGAGUUUUAUUUUCAUGUGUUAUGUUUCGUAUUGUUAUUUCUUUGUAUGGAAAUAUAUAAAAAAAAAAAAAAAAAUGAAAACUCCA
Myripristis murdjan (pinecone soldierfish) is the source of this 1751-nucleotide messenger RNA. It is a transcript of the gene tra2a, whose product is annotated as transformer 2 alpha homolog. The record is from RefSeq and is a predicted model, not a curated record. The transcript has 9 exons. Gene Ontology annotation, molecular function: RNA binding. The coding region runs from base 108 to 989 and encodes 293 amino acids. NCBI's taxonomy places the organism in Eukaryota, Metazoa, Chordata, Actinopteri, Holocentriformes, Holocentridae.